Rhinocladiella mackenziei CBS 650.93 is the source of this 537-nucleotide messenger RNA. RefSeq lists its product as uncharacterized. NCBI's taxonomy places the organism in Eukaryota, Fungi, Ascomycota, Eurotiomycetes, Chaetothyriales, Herpotrichiellaceae. Gene Ontology annotation, molecular function: RNA cap binding. Gene Ontology annotation, biological process: mRNA cis splicing, via spliceosome. Gene Ontology annotation, cellular component: nuclear cap binding complex. The record is from RefSeq and is a predicted model, not a curated record. The transcript is spliced from 4 exons. The coding region runs from base 1 to 537 and encodes 178 amino acids.
AUGCAGACCGGCUCUACCAUUGAAAGGCUGGACAAGCCCAGCACCUAUUAUUCCGCAAGAAAGAAGCGCAAGUACGGACGAGAUCAACCAGAGGAUCGCGACGGAGCCGACAACAAAGCAGACGAGGUAGAUCUUCUGAAAGAUGCCACUACUCUCUAUGUGGGCAACUUAUCAUUUUACACCACGGAAGAACAAAUUCACGAGCUGUUCUCAAAGUGUGGUGAAAUCAAACGACUGAUCAUGGGCUUGGAUCGGUUCCAGAAGACCCCUUGCGGGUUUUGCUUCGUCGAAUAUUAUACACAUCAAGAAGCGCUUGAUUGUAUGAAAUAUAUCGGCGGAACGAAGCUCGAUGAACGUGUCAUCCGGACCGAUCUCGAUGCUGGAUUCCAAGAAGGAAGACAAUAUGGUCGCGGCAAAUCAGGCGGACAGGUCAGAGAUGAAUACCGGGACGAAUUUGAUCCCGGAAGAGGAGGCUACGGUCGUGCAAUCGACGCAGAGAGAAGAAGGGAAGAGGAAGAAUACGGAAUUGGGAGAUGA